UAAGACUAGACACACAUCGACUUGCAGACAAACUUGGACCUGCUAGCUUAGACUCUUCAAAGAUCCACACCCAGAGUAGACUCAACGAUAGCCGAUGGUUGGUCAGACGAUACUGAACUAGUAGAUAAACAUUCAACUUACUUAAAGCAUGGCGCUGGCGAGUUCAAAGCUAAAUAUCAUAGUUGUGUUGGGCCUCUGUGUAUAUUAUGCGCACGCUGUGUGUACCUGUGAGAAAACUCCGCCUAGUGGAAAGUGUGUUUGUCAGAGUGACAACUCAAAUCCUGCACGGUGUAAAGCCUGUAUAUGUGACCACAUAACGACGUAUGUGAAUGGACCUUUGGCCUGCUCCUGUAGACCUGGCUAUGCAGUCAGCAGCACAGAUCGCAAGAAGUGUGUAGAUGUCGAUGAAUGCAAUCGUCCAGCUGGAAAUCCGUGUCAGCAGCUUUGUACAAACUCUGUUGGCAGCUACUCGUGUUCAUGUGGUCCAGGUUACACCGUCAGUAGCACAAACUCCAGCUCGUGCGAUGACGUCGAUGAAUGCAAUGAUCCAACAGGAAGUCCAUGCCAGCAGAUUUGUACCAACACAAACGGAGGCUAUUCCUGCUCAUGUAACCUAGGAUACAUCGUCAGUAGUACGGAUCGCCAAAGCUGUAUAGAAGCAUGCAAAACUGUAAAUAGCAGUGAACCUCGACCUCUUGUGAACAUAAACUCUAGAGUACAGGUCAUGUGUGACACAGUGACAGACGGUGGAGGAUGGACCAUUUUCCAAAGACGUGUUUCCGGGACUGUAGAUUUUUAUCGGAACUGGAUGGAAUACAAAAAUGGGUUUGGUGAUUUUACUUCAGGUAAUUUUUACCUGGGUAAUGAGAAUAUUCAUCUCUUAACGUCUAACCGUCCAACAGAACUGAGAGUUGAUAUGAUCUUUAGUGGGACAAAAUAUUUCGCCAAGUAUUCCAGCUUCAGCAUUUCUAGCGAGACAGACGGCUACAGGCUACAUGUUGGUGGCUACACAGGAGAUGCUGGGGACAGUCUAGGCUACCACAAUGGUGCGAUGUUUUCUACAUUCGACCGGGAUAAUGAUAAUGCAAUCGACUAUAGUUGUCCUGAACAUAAACACGCUGCUUGGUGGUAUUUCACUUGUUACGAAUCUAACCUUAAUGGUUUAUGGGGUGCCACCGGAGAACCAGGUAUUAACUGGCUACCCAUGGAAGGCGUUUCAUUCAGCGAAAUGAAAUUUAGGUACGUUUAACAUUUACCAUUAACAAUAAUUAAAGAAUCAAUUGGCAACCAAAGUAUAAAGCUUCAUUUAGUGAAAUGAAAUUUAGAUAUGUUUAACAUUAACAACUAAUAAAAACGGCUUUUUUGGGGAGGAGUGGGGAAAGCCUGUUUAAUACUUAAAUCAAUAUCUAAUUUUAAAUUCAGUGAAAAGUAAAAAUCGCAAUUUUUAAUAGAAUCAGGACAGUCAUAGACACACAAUAAGCCGCUAAAAUCGACACACAAUAAUUCUUUUCGGAUCAAAGUGAAUUAAUGUUCCUUUUGUCUCUAUUUGAUAGUAAAUUUGUAUAACUUGGGAUUUGGGAGUUACUCUUAAUGGAUAUGCCUAUUUUAUAUAUUUUGUUUAAAAGUAUUUAUUUGAAAAUUAAAAAAAAAAUUCAUGAGGGAUUUGUGUUUGGUAUUUUUCUCCUUCGUAUUUGAUGAAAAACUUGGGCUUAUCUCUGUUGGAAUUGCACCUUUUGCAUAAUUUUACUUAUAUAAACAAUUUUUGUGCUGUGUUUUGUGAAUUUGUUUUCGCAAAUUGGGAAUAAAAUCUUUUAUCCAUCUCUUGUCGCUUUUGAUAUUGUAUCUUAAAUAUAAAAUAAAUGUAUUACGUGUUGGCCAAACUAGGCAUUAUCAACCAACAAAUUAUUGGCAUUAUUUUGUUAACCUGUCUUAUAAAGUUUCGGUCACGAAAAUAAAAUAUGUAUGCGUAAAUUAAUAAAGCGGGAGUGAUCUUCUCUAAGCCUCGUGGAAUAUUCUUAUAAAACACCACGAGGGGUGGCAACUCGGGACAUAGUAAUGAUUUUACAAGCUUUUAAAGAACUUUCUUCCUCUGUCCGUCUUUUGUCAGUCUGCCUAUCUGUCCUCAUAGAUCGGAACGCUCGAGCGAAAUUUCGGGCAUUUAUAAAUGACAUAUUCGGUUCAAAGUUGGCGAGUAAGUCAAGACAUGAAGACAAUGCAAUCUGACACUAAUUUAGACUUAAUACGAUGCCAAAUUAUUUUUUAAUAAUUAAUUAAAAUUGUGUCCGAAUUAGUAGGAAGUGUUAUUCAACUAUUAUACGCGAUUUGUCAUGUUCAUUAGGUGCGCAUUGGUUUUUAGUCCUGUAACUCUAUUGUAAAUUUUUAAAUUUUAGGUACUGAAACAAUUUUCUAAAAAGCGUUUUAAUAACAAGCUUUUCAGUAAUAAUGCACUAAAAGGUAGAAAAUGUAUGACUUGCUUUAAAUA
Molecule: messenger RNA, 2482 nt
Organism: Physella acuta
Lineage: Eukaryota; Metazoa; Mollusca; Gastropoda; Physidae
Product: ficolin-1-like
Molecular function (GO): calcium ion binding
Source: RefSeq, a predicted model, not a curated record